AUGGACGGGAGACGCGCGCGCGAUCGCGCCGAACGCGUCGCGCUCCUACGCGAUCGCGUCGGCGACGCGGUGGCGCGCGCGACGGAUUCGGGCGAUGGAUCGUUCGAGGAUGUCGAGCGGGGUGCGCGCGAUGCGCUGGCGCGCGAGCGCGGACGCGUCGGGCGCGUGGGCGUCGUCGCGGGCGCGGUGUGCGUUGGAUUGGCGUGCGCGGCGAUCGGGGUCUCGGUGGGGGGAGGGGUGGCGGUGCCGAGCGCGUUGGGGGAGGCGAAGACGGCGGACGCGGGGGCGCUCGGAGGCGAGCAGACGCGGUGGCAAAAAGUUCAAAAUCAUUGGUGUCACGAGCACCCGCGCUUGUGUCAUCACAAGCACGGUGGACAUCACGGACAUCACCACGCGCCGUCGGCGCCGAAGCCGGCGGCGCCGAAGCCGGACUCAGAGUCUUACCCGGCCAAGCCGGACGCGGAGUCUUACCCGGCCAAGCCGGACGCGGAGUCUUACCCGGCCAAGCCGGAAGAGACCGAGACGGAGGAGAGCGAGACGCAGGAGAGCGAGUCGGAGACCGAUGAAUCAGGUCCGAACGCGUCUAGCGCCAAGCUUGGACAUCACAAACAUAAAGAGGGACAAGGACGAUUCUUUUCUCGCGUCGCAUCGUGGCUGCAACGUCGCGGGAAAGCGUCUGAGCACGAGACAACGAAGGGAGAGUCCGCGUCUGCCUCGUCUGAAAGACGACGCAAACACGGCCACCUCACGUCCAUCUUGGGCUACGAUCGAAAGACAAAUGUGCGCACGUACAUUGUCGCCGACACGAGGCCUGGUAAGGAAUCAGAAACUGCCAUGGAUGCGCGUGAUUACAUCCAAGACUUAUUCAAGACUUACGGCGGAAUGACUCAACAGCAAGCCGGGGAAAUGGUGGAAAUCCAGAAGGCGACGUUCCCUACCGCUUGGCCGGUGACACUGGACGUCGCGCAGUACUCGACUUCGGAUUUGAUGACCACCCCGGAGAAGGGUGGACGCAUGCCUGGACCGAUGAAUGAAGUGAAGCAAGUGCUCGACUCGAAGGACCACGUGUGCAGGACUGAUUCCUGCCUCGGACACCGCGAGCAUCAUUUCGGCUGCUUGCUGUCUCACAUGGCUGUCUGGAAGAAGGCGCUCGAGCGGGGCGAAGAACGAGUUGUUCUCUGGGAGCAAGACGGUAGAGGAAUCCACUCGGUUAGCCCACUCGACUACGCUGAGCUCGGACGUCAGCUUCCAGCCGAUGCCGACAUGGUUUGGCUUGUCAACACGGCUCGAGGACCCGGUCAGUUUGUGAAGAAGUUCCGCUCCAAGGCGACGGGCAAGUGGGGGAUGCACACACAAGGGUUGUCAACACCAGACUGGGCAGCGUUGGGCGAUGCCCUUCAAAAUGCGAACACGUCGUCGCACGUGUAUUUGUACAAGUGGGACAAGCUGUGCAUGUGGGCCGGCGCCGGGUCCCUGAUGUUCACCAAGAAGGGUUUGGAGAGGCUUCGAGAGCACGUCAAGCACAAGGGCGCUGGUAUGGUCGACGCUUGGCUCGCAGGUGAGUGCAUCACUCGUAGACCAGAUGGGCUCAACCUCCAGUGCUACCAUGCGACUACGACACCAUUCCGGCAAGAGCGAGUCGGUGGCUACUUGCCCAACUGGUAUCUCGAUCCUAAAGUGAACGAUGCCUCUGUUCCUCAGUCACAGCUCGACGCCAUCGAUGCUGAUCCGACCCUUUACAACAGCCUCGGUUGUGCACGAGGUGGCAACGAGUACAGAGAACAUAUCGCUUGGUUGCCGAUUGGUGAGGGUCAAGGAAAAGACACACAGGUGUGGGGCUGCCACCCACCCGACUGGAAAGGCGUGCAGCUCAACGGCUGCGACGCGAACCUUAAACUCCCGAUAAACCCGAAAGUCUUGCAGCGCACGGCUGGUGUGACUCUCAAGGAAUCCGCUCGUCUCGGUGUGUACAAAACUGGCGUCUAUGAAGCUUUCACGGCUGGUACUCCCGCCAAGAAACCCACUU
Messenger RNA from Ostreococcus tauri, 2026 nucleotides. Its product is annotated as unnamed product. The record is from RefSeq and is a predicted model, not a curated record. The annotation marks the transcript as partial. NCBI's taxonomy places the organism in Eukaryota, Viridiplantae, Chlorophyta, Mamiellophyceae, Mamiellales, Bathycoccaceae. The transcript has a single exon.